This is a messenger RNA of Dufourea novaeangliae, 462 nucleotides long. RefSeq names its product histone-lysine N-methyltransferase SETMAR-like. The coding region runs from base 1 to 462 and encodes 153 amino acids. The transcript has a single exon. The record is from RefSeq and is a predicted model, not a curated record. Gene Ontology annotation, molecular function: nucleic acid binding. Lineage: Eukaryota; Metazoa; Arthropoda; Insecta; Hymenoptera; Halictidae.
AUGGCAACUGUGUUUUGGAAUCGAAAGGGGGUAUUGUUGGUGGACUUCAUGCCUUCUGGGACCACAAUAAACGCUGACAGGUAUUGUGAGACUCUGAAAAAACUCAGACGGGCGAUUCAGAACCGGAGAAGAGGAAUGUUGAGCAAGGGCGUAAGCAUUUUUCACGACAAUGCUCGUCCCCACGUCGCCUGUACGACCGUCGCUCUCCUGCAACAGUUUGGAUGGGACAUCGUCACCCACCCACCCUAUAGUCCGGACUUGGCACCCAGUGACUACCACCUGUUUCCUAAGCUGAAAGAACAUUUGGCCGGAACGCGCUUCAACAACGACGACGAGGUGAAAGAUGAGGUUCAACGCUUCCUCAACGGCAUGGCGGCGAGCUGGUAUGACAUGGGCAUACAAAAACUGCUGCAGCGCCUACAAAAAUGCAUCGACAGAAAUGGCGAUUAUGUCGAAAAAUAG